AUUCAGAGUGGGGAUAACUAUAAAAGUUCCACUUGAAGAAAUUCGUUUUAGUGUCUCUUUUAACUCGUGUUAACUGGCAUUCAAACAAUUGACUCUCAAUCAUGUCGUCCGACGAUGAUCAGAAAAUGGCGGUUAUCCGCAAGGCCUUCCAGAUGUUUGACACCACUAAAACGGGGUUCAUCGAGACGGUCAAAAUUGCCACCAUCUUGAACACCAUGGGUCAGUUGUUUGAUGAAGAAGAACUGAACAGCUUGAUCAGGAAAAACGAUCCUGACCAUUCUGGAAAAAUCAACUUUGACGGAUUCGCCGAAAUUGCCUCUCACUUCCUUGAGGAAGACGACGACGCCAACACUCAGCAAGAACUCAAAGAAGCUUUCAGAUUGUACGACAGGGAAGGAAAUGGAUACAUCACAACCGGAACAUUGAAGGAAAUCUUGGCUGCUCUGGAUGACAAUCUUAACAGCAGAGACUUGGAUGGAAUCAUCGCAGAAAUCGAUACUGACGGUUCUGGAACUGUUGACUUCGAUGGUAAAUUAUUUUCGACUCAUCCGACAUUAUAUUAAUCUCCUUAACAUACAGAACACUUUAAACAGUUUCUGGUUGUAAAGUUUUCAAGAAUUAGUAGAAUUUUCCAUCAUCUCUUGUUUUUGCAACAAGUUCAAGUUCUUUGUAACUGCACAAGACCUGAACCUGUAAGAACAAUUGUGGAUUAUUCAAAUUCAUCUCAGCUUCCAUGUCCAUUCGUUCACCAGAGUUUCCGAAAACAUUUAAUACAUUUUUUUGCACAUUUAAUAAAAUGAAAUUGAUGAGCUCGGUUGGUCUUGCAACUAAAUAUUGUUUGAAGUACUUGGACCAAUAGAAAAUACUUUUGUUGCAGAAUUCAUGGAGAUGAUGACUGGAGACUAAGAAGACUAUCCUGCCUUUAAAACGUUGUUAUUUAUUUAAAUGUGUACAUACUACUGAUGUAUUAUACCUACCAUAUUCCCUUGUUUUCUGCAAAAGACUACUAUUUAUAAGUUGUACAAUGGUGAACUGUUAACAAAAUAAUAAAAAGUCUCUACAAAA
Dendroctonus ponderosae (mountain pine beetle) is the source of this 1065-nucleotide messenger RNA. Its product is annotated as troponin C. The record is from RefSeq and is a predicted model, not a curated record. Bases 102 to 563 code for a protein of 153 amino acids. Gene Ontology annotation, molecular function: calcium ion binding; enzyme regulator activity. The transcript is spliced from 3 exons. NCBI's taxonomy places the organism in Eukaryota, Metazoa, Arthropoda, Insecta, Coleoptera, Curculionidae.